This is a messenger RNA of Ruditapes philippinarum (Manila clam), 1888 nucleotides long. RefSeq names its product putative deoxyribonuclease TATDN2. The record is from RefSeq and is a predicted model, not a curated record. Gene Ontology annotation, molecular function: hydrolase activity, acting on ester bonds. The coding region runs from base 51 to 1340 and encodes 429 amino acids. NCBI's taxonomy places the organism in Eukaryota, Metazoa, Mollusca, Bivalvia, Venerida, Veneridae. The transcript has a single exon.
AGUAGGGACAGCACCGCGAAAAAAGCCUAAGUUGAUUUUGGUUUCGGCCCAUGCGAUGUCCAGUUAGACGGUGUGAUGCAGAAGUAAGCAGGAAACAUGCCUUUAAGUUUCAUGUUCCGGGGAUAUUUAGCCCUAUAUUGUCCGGGGAUUCUGUUUCACAAAGAAGAUUGAGUGCUCUUAAGCUGUGUACUAGAUGGCUUCUGGGAGUUCACAAGGGUCUUGAGGACCUUGUGAAGCUACUCGAGUCCUUGUCUCCUGUGACCAGGAAAGAGGAGCCCGAUGAAGAGACAAAAACAGCCAUGGUAGACUUCUGCAACGUUUUAGGAGAAGAAACUCCCGAGUACAUGACCCUUAGGCCGAGAGGUAACGGUGUUACGGUUCUGGUUCACUGGCGCUUCAUGUUGGUUUUGGUGUCCAUGUUGGAACAACAUCAACGGGAAGAUCUCCAUCAACUGUAUGACCUUUCAGAGGAGGAUAAGGAGCAGAUCCCAAGGCUUCCAGAUGCAUUUGACAGCCAUUGUCAUCUUGACCGAACAAUGAAGGUAUGGGAAGUGAAAACGGAAUCUCUGGAAGAGAUUAAUAGCUGUAGCCCACUGGAGGAACACGAAGUCCGUCUUGUGGGUGUAGUUGCGUCAUUCUGUGACCCCGAAACCUACCCGACUCCGGAAAGCAUGAGAAAUUGGUGUGCUCAAGGGGUUAUUCCCGUGGUGGGUAUCCAUCCAAAGAAGUCCAUUGACGAGAAGAGUUUGUCAAAAUUGCAGUCUCUUCUAGAGUUGCCGGAAGUAGUGGGACUCGGAGAGAUUGGACUGGAUAGGAAGGCACCGGCAAUCACGUGGGCAGAGCAGAUGUUGAAGUUGGAGGCCGUGUUGAAUUUGUUGAAGAAAGAACACAUUCUGGUGUUGCAUUGUAGAAGCCUUACGGAAUUGGGAGAUGAAGCCAUUCACACUCUGCUCUUGUUACUGAAAUGUCAUCAGUCUGUCAUCAAGGAACAGCUGAUCCACUUUCAUUGUUUUACUGGGUCCCUAUCGAUGCUUAAGAAGUGGCUAGAAGUUUUCCCCAAUACAUACAUUGGGUUCACCGUCUUGAGCUGCCGGUCUAUGGAUCACAAGGAGACGGUAAUGGGAGUAGAAUCUUCUCGACUUCUCCUGGAGACCGAUGCUCCGUAUUUUAGCCCUCCAAAAUGUGACAAUUCAACCCCAAGUAUGAUCGGAUGGGUGGCGUCGCGUUUAGCCGAGGCCAGGGGUACAACUUGGAAGGAAUUGAUCGAAUUGGCAUCUUUCAACACGCGAAGACUGUAUAUUGAAAAGAAGCCACCACUUUCGGGGGACAGCUCUGAUUAAGCCAAAGGUGCUUAAUUAUGGAUCUAUGGUUAUAGGCCCCGAAACAUCUUAAAGUUAAAUGUUUCAUGGGUAUAGGACCUAGGAUCGUCAAUAUUUGGUUACUGGUAAUUUAGACCAUUUAUCACAGACACAAAGGAGGGGGUAUCGUAACUUAUAGUGCUUUUUGAAGAGGCAAGGAGUUGCAAUACCAGUACUGGUUGGAACCAGGAAAGUCGUCUCAGAAAUAAGAGCCUGAUUGGCUAAGUCGUCAGUGUGGGCCAACACCUUCAAAUAGGACGGGGAGGAGUGUGGUACUCGCGGACCUUGGUACGAGAUAGGUCGAGUACGAAAGAAUAUGUUCCAUAGCCCUUGAUUGGUCGUUACUGUGGGCGGCGAAGGGCCGCAAGGUAUUCUGGGAGAUUCCUCUAGAAGCAGCCAUUGGUGCUACACGAAUAUUGUCUAGGCGAAACUAAUCCGUACAAUCAACAGAGUGUUUUGGUGUAUCCACAACAGAAAUACAGACAUACAGAUAGGUAAGUCCUUUAACUAUCAUACUGAAGGUUCUACAG